Messenger RNA from Mytilus californianus (California mussel), 2881 nucleotides. RefSeq lists its product as uncharacterized. Gene Ontology annotation, molecular function: zinc ion binding. The transcript has 2 exons. The record is from RefSeq and is a predicted model, not a curated record. Bases 133 to 1821 code for a protein of 562 amino acids. Lineage: Eukaryota; Metazoa; Mollusca; Bivalvia; Mytilida; Mytilidae.
CAACUGUAAUCGUAAGUCUAAGUGUAAUCCUAGGUAUAGAUCUAGUUUCCGCAAAUGUCUAUUUGGAUUGUUUAGUCUCCUGGUUAUUUGGUCUACAUCUAUUCAGAAAUAACCCGGUUAGCUGAUUAAGUGAUGGCUAGUUCAGCAAACAUAUGUGGUAUAUGUGAUUUGCGAAAUAUUUCAAAACCGUCGACCGUAUGGUGCCCAGAGUGCGAUGAAGGUCUUUGUAAUUCAUGCCAAGAACAUCACAGCUUGUCCAAGGCAACAAGGCAGCACUCUAUAUUACCAAUAGCUGAAUACAGGAAACUUCCUUCAGAUAUUAUUCAAAUUUCACAGUCCUGUUGCAAGCAUGACGAAAAAUUAAUUUUAUAUUGCAAAGACCAUGAAAAUCCUUGUUGUGGUAAGUGCGUUGUAGAAACCCAUAAACAUUGCAAAGAAAUUGUCAGUCUCGAUGAUAUCAUGAAAAACGCUAAAAAUUCCGUUUCAUUUCAUGAAACAGAAGCCACAUUGACUGAAUUGAUCGAAAAUAUUAGGAAGAUAAGAAAUGCUCACAAAGAAAACUUAGCAGAUCUGUCUAAGAAAAGAAAAGCAAUCGAACUUGAAAUCCAACAAACUCGUCUUCUAAUUGAUAAACAUCUUGAUAAAAUACAGAAAAACCUUGUAGAUGAAAUUCAUGGUGCGGGUGAUAAAGAAAGCGAAAAGAUACGCCUUUCGAUUAAAACUUUGGACGAAAUGGAACAGAGUUUGUCAGAAUAUCAAUUGAAAAUAGUCAAUGUAAAAAAGUAUGCAUCGGAUAUUCAGGCAUUUAUGGCAAUAAAGAAGAUAGAAACAGAUGUUGCAAAAGAGGAAGAAUGCCUUUUGUCAUAUGUACCCGAGGAAAAGAUGAAUAACGUGACAAUUAGCUGCAAAUUGUCAGAACCAAUACAAGCUUUUCUAGGCAAUACACAAACAUUUGGGGAAGUAGUUAUAGAGACCACACCAAGAAGGUUUACACUAUCGCACAAGAAAAGUAUGCAAGCUCAGAUGAUGAUACCUACAAUACAGUCAAUGUCAAUUGAAAAUAUGACAACACGGUUGCAUCAGAGAGUAAACACUGAAUCAAAAAACGUAAGGGGUUGUUGCAUUUUACCAAAUAAAAACAUGGUAUUUGCCUGCUAUGACCAAAAAUCGCUAACAUUUUUGCAGAGCGAUGGAUCUAAAGAUGCCGUGGUCAAAUUGCCAGCAGCAGUUGACCUUGCAUAUAUAGAGGCAUAUGACAGUAUUGCUGUGACAUCUAGUAUAGAGAAUGAAAAAUACAUUAGGAUCAUUGACCUCCAUAAUAAGAAAAUAAAGAACAUUUCAGUUAACACUAAGAACUUUGGUAUUGCAGCUGUUCAAGAUAGCUUGGUUUAUUGUACAAAUUCAAAUAAUAUAAGAAUGAUAAGUCUGAGAAAUGAACUGGUAAAAAACAUUGUCUAUGCUGACAUCUCAACUUUCGCAUACGUCGAGACAUUUCAAGACCUCAUUUAUUACACAAAUACGAAUACCGAUGAUGUCACUUGUUGUGAUAUGAAAGGAACAGUGAAAUGGAAAUUUGCAUUUCAAAAUAUGACCAUGAUUCCAUUAGGAAUAACUAUAGAUAAUACAGGCAACGUUUAUGUCACCACUGGAAACAACAAUGUGAUAGUAAUUUCCCCUGACGGAAAGCGAUACAAAGAACUUUUGUCGAGUAGGGAUGAUCUUCGGAAUCCGAUUGCACUAUAUUUUGACCGAAGAACAAACAAACUAUUAGUAUCUAAUCGAAGUAGAGAUGCAGUGAUUUAUGACAUUGUCCAAGAAUGACGAAAUUGUAAUAAUUGUUUCAAACUCAAUUGCACUAUUUAUGUUUUUACUCGAAGUGAUAUUAUUAGUAAAUCUGUAUUGGAGUAUAUGAAUGAGGGUCGUAAUGGGGGUACCUUCAUGACGAAUAACGGUAAAAAUUCUUGCCUAAUGACGUUAACGGUAAUUUUUGCUGCAUGACGAUAAAAUGUACACUUUCUUUUAGACGUUAAAAAAAUCGAAAGAUUUUGACGAAUCACGUUAAUUUUUUUUCAAAAAAUAACGGUAACGAUAAUUAUAUGAGAUCUCUGACGAAUCACGACAAGGAUAUUUUGACGAAUCACGGUAAAAUUUUAACCAAUAUGACGCUAACGGUAGCCGAAAAUGGCAGUUUGACGCCUGACGGUAAAGGGCAUUACUACCCUCAUGAAUGUACCACCGUGUUCUCCGUAUUUGGUUCCGUUGCCAUUUGUUAACUUUUUGUACGGCCGCAUUUUAUCGUGGUGGUAUAAUGCUACAACCAUGCCACGAUUUUUGUCAUUUUAUAUCUCCGCUUGAAAGAACCGGUGUAUAUAGAAAUCACCAUGUCCAUCCGUUCGUCUGUUCGUCCGUAACACUUUUGGUUUCCUGAUCAUAAAUAGAAAACCGCUUUAAAAACCUAAAUGACAUCUACAUGAACAGUUUUGGAUCACUAUUUUGAUUGUUUUACCGUUCCACAGUUUUGGUACUUGAUUGUUAGAAAAAAUUGAAAAUAACUCGGUUUCCGGAUAAUCAAUGAAGAUCCCCAUUAUAAAAUUGAAAGAAAUUUCAAAGGAACGAUUAUGACCACUAAAGGCAGGUUAAGUUAGAUUUUCGUCAUUAUCACUUUUAUCGUACCAGAGGUAUGGUAAUUGAAAGUUAGAAAAAAAAAGAAAUGUAGCUUUUGGUUAUUAAAUGGAGAACCCCUGUAUGAAAUUAAUUGAAAAUGUUGAUGAAAUGUUUUGGAAAUAACUCGGUUUCCGGAUAUUCAAUGAAGAUCCCCAUUAUAAAAUUGAAAGAAAUUUCAAAGGAACGAUUAUGACCACUAAAGGCAGGUUAAGUUAGA